AAAAAAAAAAAAAAAAAAAAAAAAAAAAAAAAACAAGCAAAAAAGUAAAUAAAUAAGCAAAGCUAAAACUAUUUGCAAUUUGUGUAAAGAUAAUUUUUAGCGAAAGCUUACUUAAACUAACUUACAUACUUACUUACUUACAUACUUAAUUUCCAACUGGACUUGUGCAAAGCGCAAUCAAAGCUCUUAUAAAAGAAAUAUUUAAAUUAAAUUAAAUUUAAGCGACAUUUAAACAAGCAGUGAGACUAAUUACUAAGCAACAACAAAUCAUUCAUACAAAUAAAGCAACAAAGCGCUAAGCAAACAGUACAGUUAGAUAGCCAGGCGAACGCAAGUGCAUAGUUCGAAAGCGAUAUAGUUCGUGUGUAGGCAGAUCAUAGAUCGCGCCAACAGCAAGGAAGUUAGGCGAGUAAGAGAGAGAGCACGCGUUUGAGCGCACACAACCGUUGAGAGCGAACUUCAAAAUUACGCCCCAAAAGCAAGCAAGCGCCGCAACAACAGCAGCAGCAGCAGCAACAACAACAGUCGUUAAUAAAAAGCAAACGUCACAAGCAAGCACCGGCAAGAAAAUGACCAACGCCAUGGAUAUUGUGAAGAAUGGCAGCGCCAAUGGCUCGGUCGAUGGCAGCUCGGAUGAGUCGCGCACCAACUUGAUUGUGAACUAUUUGCCACAGACAAUGACGCAGGAGGAGAUGCGUUCGCUCUUCUCGAGCAUUGGCGAAUUGGAGAGUUGCAAGCUUGUGCGCGACAAAGCCUCAGGUAAUUUGGUGUUGCCAGCUUCUUUGACCGCACUAAAUCCGGCAUUGCAACAAGUCGGUCAAAGCUUGGGCUACGGUUUUGUUAACUAUGUACGCGCCGAGGAUGCUGAGAAGGCCGUUAAUACAUUGAAUGGCUUGCGUUUGCAGAAUAAAGUGAUUAAAGUAUCAUACGCCCGUCCAAGUUCGGAAUCAAUAAAGGGUGCUAAUUUGUAUGUAUCGGGUCUUCCCAAAAAUCUAUCACAACCAGACUUGGAGGCACUAUUCGCAUCAUAUGGCAAGAUAAUUACAUCUCGUAUACUCUGUGAUAAUAUUUCUGGUCUAUCGAAAGGUGUCGGUUUUAUACGUUUCGACCAACGCAACGAAGCCGAGCGCGCUAUACAGGAAUUAAAUGGUAAAACGCCCAAGGGUUACACCGAACCAAUAACUGUUAAAUUUGCCAAUAAUCCUAGCAAUAGCGCCAAAGCUCAACUCCCACCACCAUUGGCCGCUUAUUUGACACCACAAGCGGCUGCCGCAACGCGUCGUCUUGCUGGCGCACUGCCAUCGGCUGGACGUAUAAGCAUUGGAAAAAGCCCGAUGUUAGCCAUUAACAAGGGUUUACAAAGAUACUCACCAUUGGCUGGUGAUCUCUUGGCCAAUUCCAUUUUGCCCGGUAAUGCAAUGACCGGCUCCGGCUGGUGUAUAUUCGUUUACAACCUCGCACCCGAAACGGAGGAGAAUGUCUUGUGGCAACUGUUCGGCCCAUUCGGUGCCGUCCAAUCGGUCAAGGUUAUACGUGAUUUACAGACGAGCAAAUGCAAGGGUUUUGGCUUCGUGACCAUGACGAAUUACGAUGAAGCGGUUGUGGCAAUACAAUCACUCAACGGUUAUACACUCGGCAACAGGGUGUUGCAAGUUAGCUUUAAGACAAAUAAAACCAAAACCGCUUAAGUGAACUUGAGUGGUGUUAAGAAGAAGAAGCAAAACAACAGCAACUAAAGGAAAAACAGCAAGGAUGUGAAGAAAAAUGAAAGAGAAGGCAAAACGGCCGUAGUAAAAGAGAACGGGAGCGCAAGCAAAAUUUUAGUGAAAGAGAAGUAGAGCGUAAGCGCAAGCAAAGCUUUUGUUGACGCGCGGGCUUACGCGAGCGCAAAAAUAAGUGAGAGAGUGUGAAAUUAGCGAAAGGAAAGCAGGAUAAAUAAGCAUAAAGUAUAAGCAACAACCAGUAAACACCGCAGUUCAACUAAACAACAGCAAAAAGG
Molecule: messenger RNA, 1999 nt
Organism: Bactrocera latifrons
Lineage: Eukaryota; Metazoa; Arthropoda; Insecta; Diptera; Tephritidae
Gene: fne
Product: ELAV-like protein 2
Exons: 6
Coding region: 570-1688 (372 amino acids)
Cellular component (GO): ribonucleoprotein complex
Molecular function (GO): RNA binding
Source: RefSeq, a predicted model, not a curated record